Diaporthe citri is the source of this 666-nucleotide messenger RNA. RefSeq lists its product as uncharacterized. The record is from RefSeq and is a predicted model, not a curated record. Gene Ontology annotation, molecular function: gamma-glutamylcyclotransferase activity. The transcript has a single exon. The coding region runs from base 1 to 666 and encodes 221 amino acids. Lineage: Eukaryota; Fungi; Ascomycota; Sordariomycetes; Diaporthales; Diaporthaceae.
AUGGCCUCCAACACCGACAAACCCGCCGCAACGGCCGCGGCGCCGCCACAACAACAACAAAACCAGCAGCAGCCAGAGACGCUCCUCUACUUCGCCUUCGGCUCCAACCUCAGCAGCACCCAGAUGCGCUCCCGCUGCCCCGGCGCCGCGGCCGUGGGGCUGGCGUUCCUGCCGGGGUUCGACUUCAUCAUCAACGAGCGCGGCUUUGCGAACGUCGUACCAAGCAAAAUCACCAGCGCAGCCAGCAGCACGUCAGCGACGGCGCCCGGCGGAGGGAGCGGUGUGUACGGCGUCCUCUACCGCCUCUCCUCGCCCGAGGAGAAGCGGCGCCUCGACAGGUGCGAGGGCGUCCCCUGGGCGUACGAGGACCUCGUCCUGGACGUGCAGCAGCUGAGCGGGGGCGGCGUGCCAGCCCACGAAGCCACGGGCGAGAGCAGCAGCACGGUGAUGGUUCAGGCGCUCGUGUACGUCGACCGGGCGCGGGUGAGCCCCUCGGCGCCGCGGGCCGAGUACGUCGUGCGCAUGAACGCGGGCAUCCGGGAGGCCGGGGCCGAGUGGGGGCUGCGUGCGGGUUACGUGCGGGACGUGAUGAGGCGGUACAUACCUGCUGAUGAUGACGCCGCUGCCGACGGCGACGGCGGCGAGACAGCUGGGGGGUUGGGAUGA